CACAGCACAAUAAUGAUGGGCUGUGAGGAGUUGUAAUUAGAGCUAGUGCUCCAGCUCUCUCCUGCUUCCUCUCUCUCCUCCCCGGCUCGCUCAUCUGAUGUUUGGCUUUGUUUCGCCCUCCCUCUCCGUCUAUUUCUGCGCCGAGCCCUGGAGUGAAGCUUCCUCACACGCGUCUGACUGAGUGACACCCUCCUCCUUUCAGUGAUGCUCGUUUUUCUUCAAUAGGUGAUUGAGAGUUCCAAAACAUACCCCGAAUCGAGAGAGGUGCGCAGUGGCGCGCGCCGCUUUUACGCACGGAAGUUGGAGUUCCAAUUUACGCACCAAACUAUCCAAAUCCUUCGUGACGGAUUUAUGAAUUAUUUUCAGGGAGGAUAACUCAGCAACAAUGCGGGGAACUGAGCUGCUGCUUGGCUACUUUUUGGUGAAAGUUCUGGUUUGUGACGCGCAGGGGGAACCGGACCAAACCGUCGACGACUUCAUCAUAAUGACCGGGUUUAACGAGUCCACGGAUGGGGAGAGUCUGGUCACGGAGAGCCCCCACACGGAGGAGAAGUGCCAGGGUUACUACGAUGUGAUGGGUCAGUGGGACCCGCCGUUCGUGUGCAGGACCGGCAGCUACCUGUACUGCUGCGGCACCUGUGGCUUCAGGUUCUGCUGCGAGUACAAAAGCUCCCGCCUGGACCAAACCACCUGUAUGAACUACGGCACCCCCCCGUGGAUGAUGACCGGGAGGCCCCCCUCGAAGGUGGACGUGGCGCUGGAGUCCGCUAAGGAUAAGACCAGCCUGAUUGUGUACAUCAUAUGCGGGAUCGUGGCCAUCGUGGCGCUGAUCGGGAUUUUCACCAAGCUUGGUUUGGAAAAGACGCACCGUCCACACAGAGAGAACAUGUCAAGAGCUCUUGCACACGUAAUCCGACAUCCCGCCUCAGAGCAUGCAGACAUCCUUGGACUUAAUCAGCACUAUGAGAACAUCCAAGCCGAGUUAUCGCUAACCAGUUUCUACACUAACCAGAUGAACAACGUGGCUCAAUCACCAGCUUUGAUAAGUCAGCCAUAUCCAGCCGUGGGACAGAUAAUCAGCCCAUAUGAGCAACAGACUCCCCUGAAAGACCUCAACAAGUACACCACCCUCAAGACUGUAGCAGAGAAAGCGGGUGAAGGCUACCAAAGCAGCCGGCAGCAACCCUUCGAGAUGACGACCAAGAGCAGCCUUCCAAUGGAGGAGGUGGACAUAGAGCCGGAGCUGACGAACCCCUACAGCCCACCCAGACAGAAGUCUAUGAAACAGGACGGACACAAGAGCAGGAGCCCCCGCAGCUACAGCACCCAGUCUCUGUACUACAGCUCCAGCUCGGCAGCCAGCCCGGGGGCGCUGAGACCCUGGCAGAGCAAAGACACACUGGGCCACCGACAGAGUUACGGACCCAAAAAACUCAGCACAAUCGAGAAAGAGCUACACAACUCCCGCUACAUGCCUCCACAACCAUACUUUGUGACCAACAGCAAGACAGAAGUGACAGUAUGAGGAAGCGUCUCCACGAGGAUCCCAACUUGAGUUUGCAUUAAAGGACAUGAACUGGUGGCUUCGUGUUGCAAAACAGGAAACAUAUUAAAGUGUUUGUAUGUGGAAUCGGUAAACAUUUAAAGCCUUAGUCACAAGUAUGGGAGCUGCAGGUUUACAUCUUCAAGUCCCACUUUGAUCAUCUUUUCAUCUAUUUUCAAAGCGUUCCCCAGUGUUUUUUUUUAUAUUAUUUAGCAAUUUUUAGCCAAAAUCAAAAAAUCUGUGUUGUUUUCUAGGACAUGUUUUCUGCAGAGUGGCUCUGAGUUGAGGGUGGGGAUUAAACCUGCCCGCCACUUCCCAUCAUCCAUCUGUUUAGCGCACUGUCCCUCACACCCUCAACCUAACUUUAUUGGUGCAACAAAAAUGGCAAGAAAUAUCGGAGAAAUCCGAUAGUUUUGUACCAGAUGCCAGUUCAGAUGAGGAAAACAUGGAUCUAGGCGUACACAAGUGGAUAUACCAGGAGUUCGUGGCCCACUGGUUGUAGUCUCCCACUUACAAGCUUUUUCAAUCUGCAUUCUGUCUGCUCCUGAUUCACAACGAUUCAAAUAACACUUUUUCAUUCUCAAGUCAUCGCUUAGACAUGUUAUUAAGGUCACUUUUUAAUGUUUUGGGUGUCCCUAAUUCUUUGUUUCUUGACGUCCUAUUAGGGUUCCAGACAUUUUGUCUGGACGCGGUACUGGCACCCUAAUGCUGCAUUCAUUCCGACUGCGGCAACCCUGCAUCAUCUAACAGUGAAACUUAACACCUUCACCUCCUGGAUCGCAUCCGGUGUGAAUGCACCUUGACCCGGCAUUAAUCCCUAUCUGGUACCGCGUCCAGUACAGCGGUAUCGCAUUUAUAUCCGCCUGCGCCACGGCUUCGUUGCGUCUCGGGAGUGGACUAGCUUCAGCCGAUGGCUUACACUGGCUGCUGCUCCAGCCACAGCCUGUGAAAGCUCAGCCCAGACAGAGAAGUGCUGGAUCUCUAUGAUCAGCUUCUUGUUGUCCAUGGUUAUGACUGACAACGCUGUGCUG
Molecule: messenger RNA, 2574 nt
Organism: Oryzias melastigma (Indian medaka)
Lineage: Eukaryota; Metazoa; Chordata; Actinopteri; Beloniformes; Adrianichthyidae
Gene: shisa9b
Product: shisa family member 9b
Exons: 4
Coding region: 386-1525 (379 amino acids)
Biological process (GO): regulation of short-term neuronal synaptic plasticity; regulation of AMPA receptor activity
Cellular component (GO): AMPA glutamate receptor complex; postsynaptic density; postsynaptic membrane
Source: RefSeq, a predicted model, not a curated record